AGUGUAACGAACGGACUAGUGAAACGUUAGGCUCCGGCUAAGAGACAACAGUUGCGCUCAUCUCACCACCAACUAAUCAGGCAUUGUUCACGAUCUUGACGGUUUCAACGAGAGUGCAAAUUCUCGGCACCGGGCAACUGCUCCUUAAACACUGGAAGCAAUUUGGCUGGGUUGACGCAUCUUGAUUGAUACGGCUCACAGAAAACGCGCGAGCUGCAGCUCCAGCUGAGCGUGGUCCUCUGAGCUCUGCUUUCCGCUGCUACCUAAGACACAAACCGGGACACGUAUUUCUCAAGCCAGAUAUACAUCAUGCCUGAGCUCCUCCUUCAGUCCGCUCUUGCGGCGUCCAGAUCGACUCAGUUUGCGACCGAAGCCGCUCAGAUCCGAACCAACUGCCAUGCGCAGCACGGCGACACCAACUCACUGAUCUCCUGCCCACAAUGCUACGAGGCAGUCCUUGAAGCUUUCAGGGCCCGCUAUCUCGGCUUCAAGCCUCGCCCUACAGCUGGCUCCCCAGCGGCAGAUCAACAGCCGCAGCAGCAACAACAACAACAACAACAAAAUCAGGAGCAGCAGCGAGAAUGGUUCGCUUCGCGGCGCGCCUUUCUCUCCGACCUCGACGACCUCAUCAGCUCCGCUAAGGAGUACCAGGUCUCGCCGCAGGCCGUCGACGACCGGGUGCGCGAGGAGCGGAGCAGGUGGUAUGCCGAGCGGGUGCGUGCGUCGCUGCUGCGGCUGGUGGUGGAGGACCCUUCGAGCCGCGCCGCGGUGUUCGAGAAGCUGGAGGACCUGUCGUCUGCCUCGGCGCUGGGGGCGGAUCCGGUCCGGCUGGCCAGGGAGGUUGCCGAGAUCCUGAGUAGGGGCCCGCUGGCUGCCGAGCGGGGGACGGGGGAUCUGCCGGGGAAGCUGGCUGCUGCGACGGAUGGGGCGGGGAGCGCAGAGGUGCUGCGGGACGCGUUCUUCGUCGCCGAGGACGGGACCGUGCCCGCGGAUCACCAAAAGUAUCUCGACAUGCUGCUGCGCCAGGGGCUGUCGAUGGAGCAGGUGGUGGACCGGAUAUUGGAGGAGAGGCAGGCGGCGGCGGGCGCAAAGGAGCAGGCGGCCAAGCUCAGCCAGCGACUUGACGAGCUCCGAAGGGCGAGGGCGGCUCACGAGGCGCAGAAGUCAAGGAAAGCGCAGCGGAGGGAGAGUCUCGCCCUGCAGAAGGUUCCGGACGAGCUGUACGACCUUCCGGCCUGCGCCGUCUGCGGAGGCGCACCGAGCACGAGGGACUACUUCUGCUGCAGUAUUUGCACCAUCCUGGCAGACAGGGGGAUCCAGCAACGGCAGACGCUGUUUUGCUCAGCGAAGUGCGAGGAAAAUGGACAUGCCUCACAUGCAGGAACCCACACCUGCGCCUCGUCCUCCGGAUGCAUCCGGCCGCACGCGAAUUUUCCCUCCAACCCAACGGAUGACCAGGACACGCACAUGGACGAAGCGCCCCCAUCCCCCAACGACCUGCGCUUCUGCACGGAAUGCCUUGGCUCUCUGAAACAGCCCACAAUAUGGUGCUCGCUCGCGUGCGCCGAGGCCAACUUCCGCACCCACCGCGAGGACGUGCACUUGGCUGAGCGGAAGAAGCGGGGUCUGGAGGACGUGGACGACGACGUGGCGGAUAUCCGGGCACUCACGACAUCGCUGAGUGAGGCGGUGAAGGAGUGGGAGGAGAGGAAUCGCGUUAGGUUGCAACCUCUGGCGUAAGCUAGUGCGAGACAGGUUGGGGAUUGAGGCUAUGCUCAUAUGUACAUUACGAUCCAUAUGCCUGGUCAUCAAUGGAUGGUCGGCGCAGCGGGGCGCGC
Thermothielavioides terrestris NRRL 8126 is the source of this 1838-nucleotide messenger RNA. RefSeq lists its product as uncharacterized. NCBI's taxonomy places the organism in Eukaryota, Fungi, Ascomycota, Sordariomycetes, Sordariales, Chaetomiaceae. The record is from RefSeq and is a predicted model, not a curated record. The transcript has 2 exons. Bases 310 to 1740 code for a protein of 476 amino acids.